UCUAACCCCGCCUUCUCGGUUUUGAUAUAAAGGGGACAUGUACCACGGUGGUUUGCUGGCUAAUUAGCUAGCUUACUUAGCCUCGGUUUUAUUGUCCGCAGAAAUAACUGUGGUUUAAUGGUUGAUUUUAACACAAAGGGCAGCUUCAAUGUAGAUAGUUAGUCAUUUCAAUGGCGUUUAAUGGUUACCAGCGCGACGAUGAUACUAUCGACGAAGACGAAACGCCCAAGAAGCAGCCACGGUCCAACCAGGAGAUGCCCGGUUCUGUCAGAAACGAGCCCAGAAGUGAGGCUGACGCGCCCGCGGGAGCGGCCACGUCCGAGCGGCGAACCUCCAACGCGACGACGAGGCAUCGGAUCGACUCGGUGAAGAAAACAAGGCCGCCCUUCCCCUGGUUUGGGAUGGACAUUGGAGGCACGCUGGUAAAGCUGGUGUACUUUGAGCCCAAAGACAUCACAGCCGAGGAGGAGCAGGAAGAGGUAGAGAACCUGAAGAGCAUCCGCCGCUACCUGACCUCCAACAUAGCUUAUGGGAAAACGGGCAUCAGGGACGUCCACCUGGAGCUGCAGGACCUGACGCUGUGCGGCCGGACCGGCAACCUGCACUUCAUCCGGUUUCCCACACAUGACCUGCCGGCCUUCCUGCAAAUGGGCCGCAGCAAACACUUCUCGAGCCUCCACACCACCCUCUGUGCAACCGGAGGGGGAGCGUACAAGUUUGAGGGUGAUUUCCGCACGAUGGCUGACUUGGAGCUUCACAAGCUGGAUGAGCUUGACUGCUUAGUUCGGGGGGUGCUGUAUAUUGAUUCGGUGGUGUCAAGAGGCUCCUCUGAGUGCUACUACUUUGAAAACCCCACAGACCCAGAUCAUUGCAUCCAGAGGCCCUACGCGCUGGAGAAUCCCUAUCCUCUGCUGCUGGUUAACAUUGGAUCUGGGGUCAGCAUCCUGGCUGUUUAUUCUGAGAGCAACUACAAACGAGUUACUGGGACUAGUCUCGGUGGUGGAACCUUCCUGGGCCUUUGUUGCUUGCUGACUGGCUGCUCUACUUUCGAGGAAGCCCUAGAAAUGGCUUCUAACGGGGAGAGCACCCACGUUGACAAGCUGGUUCGGGAUAUUUAUGGAGGAGACUAUGAGAAGUUUGGGCUGCCAGGCUGGGCUGUAGCCUCAAGUUUUGGGAACAUGAUGUUCAAAGACAAGAGAGAGUCUGUGUCUAAGGAGGACUUAGCCAGAGCAAUGCUGGUCACCAUCACCAACAAUAUUGGCUCCAUCACCAGAAUGUGUGCUCUCAAUGAGAACAUUGAGAGAGUGGUGUUUGUGGGCAACUUCCUAAGAGUGAACACCCUUUCUAUGAAGCUGUUGGCCUACGCCAUGGACUAUUGGUCCAAAGGUCAACUCAAAGCACUCUUCAUGAGACAUGAGGGUUAUUUUGGUGCUGUCGGUGCCCUGUUAGAGCUUCUCCAUCCGUCCUAAUCCAUCCAAAGAAGCACACGUCAAUCUGCUGCAAAGACCAUACGCACUUUAGUCUAAAAGUCAAUUCCAUGAUGGGAUGUUGAAUCAGCCAUAGGCCAGUUUUUUUAUGAAAUUAUGAGAACACUGUGUGGUUGUUCAACCACAGGCUUCCCUUGCAGUGGGACUUUAUUUUAUUGCAUGGUUCAGGGACAGUUUAUGCAUUUAAUGCACAUAAAUUAAAUAACGAACAUUGAACGCAGUAGUGCAGCAGGAGCUGAACAGAGGUUGGCCUAAUUGUGUGAGGCAACACAGACAACUGCUGAAUCCUGAUUUCUAAAUAUAGCACCAGUUGGUAUUGUCUACAGACCAAAGGGUUAAAACAGGGCCAUGGUCAAAUUUAGCUAUUGUAAAGAAUAGCAAGUGCAUGACCUGACCUUAGAAAAUGUAAAAAAAAAUUAGAACAUGGGGAUUUUUAAAUGGCUCCGAGGAUAAAGCAGAAACUAUUGGCAAAUGCUCACUGGAGAAUUUGUCCUUCACUUCUGUGCUGACCCUUGGAAUCAGACUACAUACACAUUCGCACACACACUAGAGACCCAGUGAAGAAAAACAUUUACAGGCAAUGCACUAGAGGAUAUAUUCAUAUUUAUAUAUUUCAUUUAGACUAUUUACAAGAGAGAAAAAGGCAGCCCUUUUUAAGAAAGUAUAAAGUUUCUAGCUUUUCUCUGUGAAGCACUGAUUUUGAUGCAGAACUUUGUUGCUAAGUCCGAGCAUCAGAUCUUUACGCAGAAACGUAACAAAACAAUCUUACCUGACAUUGACAUGCACGUACAACCGAAGCAGACAUCCAGAAACACACGCACACACAGCAUCAAACACACAGGCCUUAUAUGGAGCUUGAAACACAUGGUUGUGGUUGCAGCAGGAAAAUAAAGAUUUAGUGUUAAACAUGAUUAACAGCAUGAGGAGAAAAAAAACAAUAUUUGCUAAGGUAACAAAACAUUAAAGACAAAGGUGACACAAAUUCUCCCACGAUCCUUCUAGGAAAUGGCUCAGAGUCCUCAUUAUGGUCCAGCAGCUGUGUAGCAAUCACUGUCAUCUGAUCACCUUCAUUCAACUGCACAACAAUGUCUGUGGUCCUCCUCUAACCAGCCUAGCACAUUCAUCCACCCAGCUGGCUGGCUUUCUCUCCACUUCUGUUCUUGUUGGUGUACAGUGCUCCUUUGCAUCUGGAAGAUGAAGGUGGGGAAGAAGUAGACAACAAGACGACAAAAAGAAAGGUCUUUGUGUCUACGUUCUCUUAUUGGGUCCUAGCUGAGCUGGGCCAUGGGUCAAAGGGCAGUUAGACCAAAGUUACAACGACAAUACAUCAUGCCACUUGAGUCCAACCAGCUGUCUGAGAUGGGGUCAUAGCGCUGGACAGUGUUUAGGUAUGAUGACCCAGAGUGACCUCCCACCACAUAGAGGUAGUUAUCCACAAUGGCUGAGCCCACACCUGCAAGACAGCAACAGUAUACCGAUGUAUGCUCACCUAUGUUUUUGAUGCAAUAAUCACAACAGGUUCAAAUACUAUUCCAUGUAAAAUAUUGACUGUGAUUAAAAACACAAUUUAUGUUGA
This is a messenger RNA of Betta splendens (Siamese fighting fish), 3063 nucleotides long. RefSeq names its product pantothenate kinase 2 (gene pank2). The record is from RefSeq and is a predicted model, not a curated record. Lineage: Eukaryota; Metazoa; Chordata; Actinopteri; Anabantiformes; Osphronemidae. Gene Ontology annotation, cellular component: cytosol; nucleus. Gene Ontology annotation, biological process: coenzyme A biosynthetic process. Bases 171 to 1469 code for a protein of 432 amino acids. Gene Ontology annotation, molecular function: ATP binding; pantothenate kinase activity. The transcript is spliced from 7 exons.